AUGUCAGACAUAAUAAAGAACUUACAAAAUUAUCUAAUUAUAAAAACAGAAAUUGCAGACCGUUUACACAAAUCAUUUGACAAAUUGCAGCUCUCAAUUUUUCAUAAUGCCAAAAACAACACCUUGACCUCACCCUGUGGUAGAAGAUACACAGAUGAUAUCAAAGAAUUUUCCCUCACAUUAUAUUACUAUUCACCCAAAGCCUAUGAACAUGUGAGAUCAGUCAUACCUUUACCUAAUCCAUCAUUGAUAAGAAAAUGGUCAAGCUCUGUCAACUGUGAGCCAGGAUUCUUAGACGAGGCAUUUCAGUCGUUGAAGGUUGAUGCAGAAAAAUAG
Paramuricea clavata is the source of this 336-nucleotide messenger RNA. NCBI's taxonomy places the organism in Eukaryota, Metazoa, Cnidaria, Anthozoa, Malacalcyonacea, Plexauridae. The record is from the annotation of a GenBank genome assembly.